Molecule: messenger RNA, 261 nt
Organism: Babesia bigemina
Lineage: Eukaryota; Apicomplexa; Aconoidasida; Piroplasmida; Babesiidae
Exons: 1
Coding region: 1-261 (86 amino acids)
Source: RefSeq, a predicted model, not a curated record
AUGGAGGAUGACCGGAGCAGCUCACGCCACGACGGGCGGCACCUGAUAUCGCCCGACGAAUUCGGCCGGCUGCCGUACGACUCAGUUCCGCCAGUGCACGCCCACGGCGGAGACAUUGGCUUCGGCGCCGACACCGCGGAACGCGCCCAGGGCUACAUGGAUGUUGAAGGGAAGAUGUGGUUUGAAGAUGAGCGGGAGCAGAAAACCACCCAACCACAUAGCGGCGGGGACACCCCGCGAUUCCCCGACCGAGAUAAUUAA